Messenger RNA from Chrysochloris asiatica (Cape golden mole), 927 nucleotides. It is a transcript of the gene ASRGL1, whose product is annotated as asparaginase like 1. The transcript has 6 exons. Gene Ontology annotation, molecular function: asparaginase activity. Bases 1 to 927 code for a protein of 308 amino acids. The record is from RefSeq and is a predicted model, not a curated record. Lineage: Eukaryota; Metazoa; Chordata; Mammalia; Afrosoricida; Chrysochloridae.
AUGAAUCCCGUGGUCGUGGUCCAUGGAGGUGGCGCCAGCAAUAUCUCCAAGGACCGGAAAGAGUGUGUGCGCCAGGGGAUCAUGAGAGCCGCCACAGUGGGUUACAACAUCCUCAAGGAGGGAGGGAGCGCGGUGGAUGCUGUCGAAGGAGCGGUGACGGUGCUGGAAAACGAUCCCGAGUUCAACGCAGGAUGUGGAUCUGUCUUGAAUGUAAAUGGUGAUGUUGAAAUGGAUGCCAGUAUCAUGAAUGGGAGAGAUCUGUCCACGGGAGCAGUAUCUGCAGUUCGCUGUAUAGCCAAUCCCAUUAAACUUGCACGCCUUGUUAUGGAAGAGACGUCUCAUUGCUUUCUAACUGACCGAGGUGCAACAAAAUUUGCAGUAGCCAUGGGGGUUCCACAGAUUCCUGCAGAGAAACUGAUAACAGAGAGAAACAUCAAGAACUUGGAAAAAGAUAAACGUGAGAAAGGAACUCAGAAACCAGACGGUGAAAAAAAUUUGGGGACCGUGGGUGCCGUUGCCCUGGAUUGCAAAGGAAACGUCGCAUAUGCUACCUCCACAGGGGGUAUCAUUAAUAAAAUGGUCGGUCGUGUUGGGGACUCGCCAUGUGUAGGAUCCGGGGGCUAUGCUGACAAUAACAUCGGAGCCGCAUCAACGACGGGGCACGGGGAGAGCAUCCUGAAGGUGAACCUGGCCAGGCUGACUCUCUUCCACGUGGAACAAGGAAAGACGCUGGAAGAGGCGGCUACCCUGUCCUUGGGUUACAUGAAGUCCAGGCUGAGAGGGUUGGGUGGUAUCAUCUUGGUCGACAAAACCGGAAACUGGGCAGUAAAGUGGACCUCCACCUGCAUGCCCUGGGCCGCCGCCAAGGAUGGCAAGCUGCACUGUGGCAUCGAGCGGGACGAGUCCACUACUGUUGACCUGCCCUGA